GCGUGCGCAAAACUGUAGGAGGGGGCUGCGGGUGCGCGCGCCUCUUCCCCGCCCCCACCGCAGCAGAGCUCCGGCAUCAUGGCGGCGCCCGCGCCCGCGCCCGCGCCCCCACCGCGGCGUGCCACUCACCUCAUCUUUGACAUGGACGGUCUGCUUCUGGAUACCGAGCGGCUGUAUUCAGUGGUGUGUCAAGAAAUCUGCGGUCGCUACGGGAAGCAGUACGGCUGGGACGUGAAGUCCCUGGUGAUGGGAAAGACAGCGUUAGAAGCUGCCCAGAUCAUCAUAGACGUCCUGCAGCUCCCCAUGUGCAAGGAGGAGCUGGUGGAGGAGUGCCAUAGGAAGUUACAGGCACUGUUCCCCACCGCUGAGCUCAUGCCAGGCGUGGAGAGGCUCAUCCGCCACCUGCUGAAGCACGACGUCCCCUUCGCCGUGGCCACCAGCUCGGGGCGUGCGCCCUUCGAGAUGAAGACCAGCCGACACAAGGAGUUCUUCAGCUUGUUCAGCCACAUCGUGCUGGGGGACGAUCCCGAGGUGAAGAGCGGGAAGCCAGCCCCCGACAUCUUCCUGGCCUGUGCCAGGCGCUUCUCUCCUCCGCCGCCCUUGGAGCAGUGCCUCGUCUUUGAAGAUGCUCCCAAUGGGGUGGAGGCCGCCCUGGCAGCGGGGAUGCAGGUCGUCAUGGUUCCCGAUGAAAACCUGAGCCGCGACUUGACCACCAAGGCCACCGUGGUGCUGCGUUCCCUCCAGGACCUGCAGCCCGAGUUGUUUGGCCUGCCUGCCUUCGACUGAGGGCCAGACCCCCGGGUGCUGCCCCAGGCCGGUUUCACAACCCACACUGCUGAGGGUGGAUGGCAGGAACCAGGGCCAGAAGUGCCCACUGCAGCCCCCUCCAGCCUUCCCACGUGGCCUGGGCCGUUCUGUCACCAAGGCCAGCUGAAGAAAGACCCAGGGAAGACCCCAGCCAACAUCUAGCUUUUCUGUCUGCAUCUGUGAGUUCGGAAGCUGUGUUUGCACACACACAUGUAUACUGCAACGUGAUGUGCAUAAAUGUGAGUGCAUAUUUGUACGUAAGGGAUAUCCUUCUCCAAGACACCGUAGACGUUAUAUUUAUGUUCGUUUUCCAUCUUAGAUUUUCUGAAUUUACAUUCUGUGAAUCUAAAUGAUGUAUACAUGCAUGUAUAUGCAUGUAUGUAUGUAUAUGUGUAUGUGUGUAUAUAUAUAUCAUUCACAGUUUUGCAAUGGAGAAGGUAAUCUCUUAACUUUGUAACCCAAGUAGGGAAACCCAUGAUACUGGUGAACCUAAAGAAAUGAUUCUCCAAACUAGUCUUAAAUUAAUUCCUGUCCCCUCAGAAUCUCUCUUUGGACCCUUCCUCAGUGACACUCCUGGAGCUGUUACAUCAGUUGUUGUACUUGGAAUGUGUGUGUUAUCCACGUCCAACAACCUUUGCUACCUCAGCCAAAAUUCUCUUUUAAGAAUGGUCUUUUUGUUUUUUUAAACCUUUUUUGUUUGUGUGUUGGAAUAGGUAGUUUUCUCAAAUCGCUACUUGAACAGAGAUCGCAGUACAUUUUGGGCGUAAUCAGCCAGCACGUAUUUACCAGCUGCUUGUGUAGAUACACCCCGCCUUGGAAACUUGGCUUUCCCGAGGUGGCGUGCUAGUCAGAUCUGCUCCUUCUUGCCACCAGUAGACAGAAAAUCCUGGAGGCUUUAAAAUGGGGACAAAGGGAAAUACGCCACUUGUCCUUUUGUACCCUUCCAGGUGACUCCGACACGUACUGUUGUUGUUUUUCAACUGUAAACAUGACAGCCCAUGUGUUUGGUGGAUUGGGUCAGUUCUGCCUCUUAUCUAUUAAAUUCACUUCAGCAUUCUUGGUUA
Cavia porcellus (domestic guinea pig) is the source of this 1871-nucleotide messenger RNA. RefSeq names its product pseudouridine 5'-phosphatase (gene Pudp). Lineage: Eukaryota; Metazoa; Chordata; Mammalia; Rodentia; Caviidae. The transcript is spliced from 4 exons. Gene Ontology annotation, molecular function: phosphatase activity. The record is from RefSeq and is a predicted model, not a curated record. Bases 79 to 786 code for a protein of 235 amino acids.